AUGGCUACCGAAAUAAAAUGCAAAGAAUUAAUAAAGAAACGCGCUUCAAUUAAGGCGAAGCUUACACAGUUUAUUGCUUAUUUAAAUACUGCUAAAACUUGCGAACGACUUAGUGAUUCGCAGUUAGUGGAAUUAGACAUGCGCAUUAAAAAAUUAGAUGAUUCGUACAAUUCUUUUGAUAAUUACCAGAGCGAAUUGGAGAUGCUGGUUGAGGAUCCUGCUGAGCAGUAUGCUGAGCGCGAGCUGUUCGAGCGGUCUUACUACAAAGAGAUUGCCGCCGCUCGGGAGCUGGUGGACAGGCAUCGCAGCCAACACGCCAAGGAGGUUCAAUCCGAGGUAGGCUCCAAUGAAUGCCCAACGGUAGUGUCUAAUAAACACGGUAAUGUAAGGUUGCCAAAAAUCAAUUUACCACAUUUCAGCGGCGGCUAUCAGAAUUGGCUGGAGUUUAAAGACAUUUAUGUUUCCUUAAUUCAUACUGAGACAAGUAUCGACAACAUAAACAAGUUUCACUACCUGCGCGCCUCUCUUCAUGGAAGCGCGGCCUUGGUGAUUAGGAGUUUAGACUUUAAGGGCGAUAACUACGAUGCCGCUUGGAAGCUCCUUUGUGAACGAUACGACAAUAAACAGUUGCUUGUCAACAAUCACGUCCAGGCACUGUUUAAUGUUGAGCAAGUGCAUAAAGAGUCCAGCGUGGCGUUGCGACAGAUUGUUGACAACACAAAAAAGAAUUUAAAUGCUUUAGCGACUCUUGACCAGCCAGUACAACACUGGGAUACAUUAAUUAUCCACAUCAUGGCUGCCAAAUUAGACGGAGUCACAAGCAGGGAAUGGGAGGAACAUAGGAAUCAGCUGACCAACCCUCCUGCACUCAGUGAUUUCAUAACCUUUCUUAGCAAUAGAUGCAAUCUUUUGGAAACCUUAGAAGAAGCCAAACAUAAUAGGGCUAGGACGGACACGUUCGGCAACAACAAAUCAAAAAGCCUUGUGGCUUCAACAAGUAACGUCAGUAAGCCUAAAACUUAUAACAUAACUUGCCCCUUAUGUAAUAAAGCUCACUACGUCUUUAACUGCGACACUUUCAGGGCUUUGCCAGUGGAGCAACGGAUGCUCAAGGCCAAGGAGUUUAAAGUGUGCCUAAACUGCUUACGCCCCGGGCAUAACGAGGGUAAGUGCAAACUUAGUCACUGCAAAUAUUGCAAGACCAAGCACAACACACUUCUUCACGUCCAUGCUGAACCUAAUAGGGCCACGUCAGAGCACAUAGCCUUUUCUGCGAAUGCCCACGAUGAUGACGAGUCCGAACACGUCUUGCUUUCAACAGCCCUAGUCAAUGUACGCGAUAGUGGCGGUAAAUUGCAUAGCGUUAGGGUCUUAUUAGAUAACGGCAGUACAUCUAACUAUAUAACUCAGGACUUAGCUGAGAGGCUUAAACUGCCACUUAAAAAUAAAAAUUCAACUGUCACCAUGCUUGAAAAGCAUGAAUCAAAUAUAACCCAGUCAUGCUCUCUUAAAUUGGAGUCUUCCGAUGGAGGUUUUAGCACUGACAUAAAGUGCAGCAUAUUGUCCGAUAUUACGUCACCAAUACCUCAUACUUACAUUGACGUAACGAACAUACCUAUGCCUUCGGGAAUUCGACUCGCCGAUCCUUCAUACACCGAACCUGCUGACAUUGAAAUUCUUCUUGGGGCUAAGAUGUUCUGGAGAGUUCUCGGCAGUAAUCGCAUCAUGUUUGGCGAAGACGAUCCCUUCCUCGUAGAGACAAAGCUAGGUUGGCUCUUAGUAGGCGCCAUAGAUCAACCUACCUCUGUCAAACCAGUUUGCUUGUUCGUGAAUGACAAGCAAACUGACUCGUCUCUUACAAAGUUUUGGGAGCUUGAUACUAUAUCCCCAAAACAUGAUUUCACACCGGACGAAAACGUAUGUGAAGAGCUCUUCAAUAAAACCACCAAGAGAGAUGAAGAUGGGCGCUUCGUAGUCACUGUUCCUCUUAAGGAGUCUCCCGAUGUCUUAGGAGACUCAUUUGGAAUGGCCAAGCGUAGGUUUUUAUCGCUCGAACGUAGGUUAGAUAGGGAUUCUGUAUUAAAGGAACGUUACGUAAAGUUCAUGGAGGAAUAUGAGGUUUUGGGUCACAUGAGUGAAAUUCUGCCUUGCAGUUCAUUGCCGUCAUAUUAUUUGCCCCACCACGCCGUAUUAAGAGAGUCUAGCACGACUACUAAGCUUCGGGUGGUCUUCGACGCGUCAGCUGCCACUACGUCGGGGAAAUCGUUUAACGACAUCCAACUUAUUGGACCUCGGGUUCAGGAAGACUUAUUUUCCAUCUUACUACGGUUUCGCCAACAUAAAUAUGUAGUGUCAGCUGACAUCGAAAAAAUGUACCGGCAAAUCCUUGUGGACAAUGAUCAACGUCAACUUCAGUUGAUCUUAUGGAGGGCAGACCCAUCUAAGCCGCUUAAAAUUUAUUCUCUUAACACCGUGACUUACGGGACGUCAUCUGCUCCUUUUCUUAGCACACGGUGCCUCUUGCAGCUCUCACAAGAGUCUAGUCACAAACAAACACAGGACGCCAUCGCUAGGGACUUUUAUGUAGAUGAUUUCCUGUCUGGCUCUAAUUCUGUAGAAGAGUCUGUGGCACUGUGUCGUAAUGUAACAGAUACGCUUAAAACUGCCCAACUUCACUUGCGUAAAUGGCAGUCUAAUAAAAAGGAGAUUCUUCAGGCUGUUGGUGAGGAUCCAUGUCAAAAAGAAUGUGUAGAUUUCAGCGAGAACGAGCUGUCUAAAACAUUGGGUCUUAAUUGGAAAUGCGCUCAAGACAGUCUUACGUUUCGCAUAGACAUCUCGUUGCCAAAGGUAGUUACUAAAAGACACAUUCUUUCAGCCAUAGCCCAAAUCUUCGACCCUCUAGGAUUAGUAACGCCUUGUAUAGUGCAAGCAAAAAUAUUAAUGCAGAAACUGUGGGUGAACAAAUGCUCCUGGGAUGAUCCUCUUACAGGAGACAUACUUACAUCCUGGGAACAUUUCGUAAAAUCUCUGCCUUAUCUUAAUCAUAUUCAUAUACCUCGCUGGGUCAUAUGCGAUACUCCUACGGCUGUUGAUUUUCACGUUUUCACUGAUGCCUCGGAGAAAGCAUACGGAGCUUGCCUGUACGUCCGCUCCGUGGCCGGGGAUGGCUCAGUGAGUGUUCAUCUACUAGCGUCUAAAAGUAAAGUUGCGCCAAUUAAGGCCACAACUAUACCUCGUCUUGAGCUUUGCGGGGCCUUAUUAGGUGCAAGACUAUAUAAAAAGGUUCUUGAGUCACUUACCCAGAGACCAGAUCAUUGCGUGUUUUGGUGUGACUCGAUGAUAGUCAUGGGUUGGUUAUCGUCAUCACCUUCUUCAUUGCGUCCUUUCGUAAAAAACCGGACAUCAGAGAUCCAGGAAAGCACCAAUGCCGCUAGUUGGCGCUACGUGCCCUCAAAAGAGAAUCCUGCAGAUCUGGUGUCUCGAGGUUUAGGUGCCGACCUCAUAAUGAACUGUUCGUUAUGGUGGUCGGGGCCAUCCUUCUUGAAGCAGGACAUGGCCUACUGGCCGACUGCUCCAAGAUCUGCAUCCAAGGCACUUCAUUUGGAGCUUGUUUCGGAUUUAACCAAAGAGGCUUUUAUGGCCGCUCUAAACCGAUUUAUUGGCCGUCGUGGCAAGCCAAGAGUAAUAUUCUCCGAUAACGGCACGACCUUUGUUGGCACUUUCAAUGAGCUCUCCAAUCUUUUGAAACAAGACUUUGCGAAAGAUAUGGCUGACGCUCAUAUCAACUUCUCGUUCAUCCCAGCAUACACACCUCACUUCGGAGGUAUUUGGGAAUCUGCUGUAAAGUCGGUAAAGUACCACCUGCGACGAACCUUAGGUCUUACACAUCUCACUUACGAGCUAUUGGCAACGUGCUUAGUUAAGAUCGAAGCGAUUUUAAACUCACGUCCUCUUACGCCACUUUCUAAUGAUCCCUCUGAUCUAACCUUCUUAAGCCCAGCUCACCUUUUAAUUGGAAGGCCCCUCACGUCCUUGCCUUAUCCUCAUGUCAUGGACCGGAAGAUCACCUCACUUCAAAGGUACCAACGUAUUGAGUUCCUGAAACAGCACUUCUGGAAUCGGUUCUCCAAUGAAUAUGUAAGCAGCCUGCAACAGAGAACCAAAUGGCAGAGCUCAAAGGGCACACUUCACGUCGGAACCAUGGUCGUCAUCAAGGACAAAACCUUACCGCCUCUUAUGUGGCUCCUUGGCCGCAUCAUCCAAGUGCUGCCUGGCAGAGAUGGCAUCGCACGAGUAGCCGACAUAAAGACGAAGAAGGGAGUAAUUCGUCGAGCCUUCAACACGAUUUGCCCUCUGCCCAUCCAAGACCUUGAAGACCCAAGCUCUUCAACGCCGGGAGUACAUGUUGGCGACAGAUCCGCCGACACCUCGAAUUAA
Molecule: messenger RNA, 4437 nt
Organism: Leguminivora glycinivorella
Lineage: Eukaryota; Metazoa; Arthropoda; Insecta; Lepidoptera; Tortricidae
Exons: 2
Coding region: 1-4437 (1478 amino acids)
Biological process (GO): DNA integration
Molecular function (GO): nucleic acid binding
Source: RefSeq, a predicted model, not a curated record